Molecule: messenger RNA, 5872 nt
Organism: Patella vulgata (common limpet)
Lineage: Eukaryota; Metazoa; Mollusca; Gastropoda; Patellidae
Product: muscarinic acetylcholine receptor M2-like
Exons: 3
Coding region: 1035-3164 (709 amino acids)
Biological process (GO): adenylate cyclase-activating adrenergic receptor signaling pathway
Cellular component (GO): plasma membrane
Molecular function (GO): G protein-coupled acetylcholine receptor activity
Source: RefSeq, a predicted model, not a curated record
CGGUAUUAAUCAGUUUGUUCAACAGUGUUUCUCUGUGUGGUUGGAUAACUGUAAAGGAACUCCAAAAAUAUCUCAAAUUGGACUGCGUGUGAUUAAACGCAUUCAUUUUAAAUUGCGUAUUCAAGAUUUAAAAGUCUUGGCGGGCAUAAAAAAGAUUGAGUUAAAAUUUGAAUUUCUUCAUUCGCGAAUGGUAAAGGAUAGUGGAUCCUACCUGCAUUACCGGGGCGGUUGUUAGAACUUCUCGAUUGAAAGAGUAAAACGUAAAUCUGAACACGCGAAACGGUCUUAUGGGUGGAUUCUGUGAUUCGUGAAUUGAGCCGGUGGCUGUUGUUAUUUACAUGCGCUAACUGUUUUAAGUGUUUCAUUUCCUACCUAUUCCUCGUGGUGGCUUUCUUUUGUGGUGGACCGGAACUGAGUGAUACAUAUAAACAGUCUUUAAUUUGUCUUGGACAAGACGGGAAUCCACCUUUAUUCGUUAAUAACCUCUACUCAUUAUUAACAUUUGUUUUGAAAGAAAAAUACUGAACGUGAGGGGGCAAUACAACGUAUUAUCGAGUGAUAUUAACAUUCAAAUUAUUUUGCUGCCGAAGUAGAUCUUACUGCGUGACGGAACCGUAAGUGAUAUUGCAAGGGAGAACGUAAGGUUACGUGUACUACUGACGAGAUUAAUAGUGUGUUUCACAAGCUGUCGUUCAAGAAAAUCUCAUUCUGUCGUUAGUGGUACUAAUGUCAAUGAAGACAGGUGUGAAUACUAUAUAAAGGGCACCUGUUGAGGAUUAUAUGUAUAUAUAGAUAUACUGAUAUAUCAUUGAGUGUUAUUGAAUCACUAUUACCUGUGUAAGAAGUAUUUUGGAUAUAUGAGAUACUGGAUGGUUUAAUUAUUAAUUGAGGCGUGUGGAAUGACUGACAUCAUGGCGGCUUUGUUUGGCGUUUACUGGUUAUUAGAUGAAAACUGUGGACAGGUGAAGAUUAAUUUUAACAGGUGCUGAGCAACAGUAUGAUAGUCUGACAGAGUUAUCCACCCUUGCCUAACCAUGUCUGUAUCAAAUCCAGUAGGGGGAUACCCUACUACCGGUCUACCCGGUCACUAUGGUAAUACCACAGCGGAUAUAUUCACUGGAAACGGAAGUAUGGCUGGGAACACUACGGCAUUGUCUGUUAUGACGACGGGAUCGCCAUCAUGCACGUGGGAUCAAGUGCUUGGUACAACUGUUUGUGACGUGAUCCAAGACAACGUGACGAACGCUACCGUGGAGAACGCAAUGUCGUUUGAUCCGGCGGAAUCGCUGUUUGUUACAAUAUUUUUAGGAAUAUUAGCCGGAUGUAUUAGUGUGUUAACAAUUCUGGGGAAUAUCCUGGUAUUACUGGGAUUCGGCUUAGAACGAAGUAUACGACAGCCUACGAACUACUUUCUUGCCUCUUUAGCUGUGUCCGAUCUGCUCAUAGGAACCUUCUCCAUGCCCUUGUUUACCCAGUAUAUAUUGCUAGAUUUCUGGCCGCUAGGAACGUGGCUAUGUGAUCUGUGGCUUUCAUUGGAUUGGACCGUCUGUCUUACGUCACAGUAUACAGUAUUUCUAAUCACGAUGGAUCGGUUUCUCUCGGUGAAAAUUCCGGCAAAAUAUCGAAAUUGGCGAACGGAACGAAAGGUGCUAGUGAUGAUCGCCAUCACAUGGAUUUUACCCAUGUUUGUAUUCUUUACUUCUAUUAUCGGUUGGCAGUAUUUCGUCGGUGAACGCAAAGUGGAAGAGUACACGUGUGAAGUUCAGUUUAUGGGCGACCCGUUGUUCGUGUUUUUAUUAACUCUCGGCUAUUACUGGAUAACCUUAGUGGUAAUGUGCACGUUGUAUGCUGGCAUCUAUAUGGUGGCACUGAAAUUGCAAAGAAAGUCUGACGCGAAACAAAAAAUACUGAAAUCUGCCAUGGAACUAGCCGCUGAUCACGCUGGUGUUCGGAACACUAUCUCUAACAGCAGUGAUAGUCCUGUACCAAAAGCUAAAUCCAAAAACAAAAAAUUCACCGUGGAAAAUAACAAGCCCGCUAAAGGUAUGACAAAAACUACGAGCUUUAGCAAGCAGAAACCGAAAGAUAACGACGACGAUCGAUCAAGCAGUCCCGCGUUUGCUUCGGAUGAAGAGAAUAGUAGUAGCCAGGGAGCUGGGGGCGGAUCUAGUAAAACACCUCUGACCUCCAAUAACAAACCGAAACGAAUCAAAGAACAGGAGGGGUUCAUAAACAAUGCAUUACAGCCCGAUUCUUGUAAGCUUCACAGGUCCCCUGUAGAGUUCCUUUUACCGACUCAAAUGCCGGGGAUUAAUCUGCUCUCUAAUCCAGAGGUACGAGUGGAUUUUCCGAGUGAAAUUGGAACCGACCCAUCCACUCACGUUAUUGACAUUGACAUGUACUCCUCAUCUGGAGAACGAAUGGAGAGGUCCUCCAUCCCAUUAUUGCAAAAUGAAAUUUUCAAAGGAAGCAAAUAUAUCGAUGAAAAGAGCUUCCAAUCAUUAAACUCUGAGAACAUUAAAUUUUUAGUCGACUCUGCUCCCAACGAUACAGCCGACGACGCCGAGGAUCAAGGUUCUCCCGUAUGGAGGCGACGUUCUUCAGUUGAAGGUGGUAUCUUGGUAACUGUUGAUGCACCAUCUGGCCCAGCACCUUUACAGGAUAAACGGGAGUUUAUGUUAGAUGAUGAGGUGGCGGCCGACUUACAGAAAGGCGAUAACGGCACAAGUAACAACCAGGCCCAAUCUCUAACACCCGAAGAUGCUCUGGAAGAAAGAGGUAUGCAACGUUUAGCUCUGGCUGCACGGAAACGCCGUAAGAACGGCCGCCUUCAAAACUUAGUCAAAUCCGUACGUUCUAGAAACAGUAGGCGACGCAAUCGCCGAGAAAGAAAAUCAAAAUCAGAAAAUCGAGCUCGCAAAGCAUUACGGACCAUCACGUUCAUUUUAGGGGCCUUUAUUUUAUGUUGGACCCCAUAUCAUAUUAUGGUGUUAGUAAUUGCAAUCUGUCAAGGUUUUAGCUGCAUCAAUCUCAAGUUUUAUAAUUUUACCUAUUGGCUGUGUUAUCUGAAUAGCCCCAUCAACCCAUUCUGUUAUGCGUUCGCUAAUGCACAAUUCAAGAGGACGUUUAUUAGAAUUUUAAAGUUGGAUUGGCACAGGACGUAGCGUAGCGUGAUUGUUGGUGCUUACAUAAAAACAUACUAGGAAUUAGUGAAACUUAUUUACAUAAAUAUAUAUGUAUGCUAAUGUGUAUUCAAUAUGUUCGUGUUAGUGGUUAAUCCUUCCAGAUUCAUAUUUAUACUGUAUUAUCUCGCCGCGGCACACGCCGUGUUGUAUCGCCGCGGUAUCUAUCACGUAUUACGCAUAUAAAGUGAAAGUGGCAUGACCAUAUAUGAUGUUAAUAGAUAAUUAACUUGUAAUUAGAUUUGUUUAUAUUCUAUGCCGAUAUUAUCCUGUGUUCUACGUAAUAAUGCUCAUGACGUAGCCUCGUUAUAUCAUAGCUGAUAUAAUAUAAUGAAUAUACAAUGUAUAGUGUUUAUGUACAUAGGCCACUUUAUUAAUGACGUCAUCAAAACGUGCUUAUAUUGGUGUAUUUGCAAUUCAUGUGAUAAUGGAAUUAAUGUACGUAUCUUAGAUUACAGUGCUUACAAUCACCAACUCUGUUAUUAUUCAUUACGGUCUUGAUAAAGGGACGUAACUCUAAUCGUAUAAUUACAACACUCCAAAAGCAACGCAUAAUCCUUAUUUGUAAUGUAAAGGUUUGGUGGCAUAAGGAUUUCUCCUAAGUGCACAUGGACUCGUACAGUCACAAAAAAAUACGGCAUAAGGUGUGAUGGCGCUGUGUUCUCCUCAAAUAAAUAAUGGCACCAGUAAAAAAGUACGCAUAUCCAGCCUCUGACACGACAGUUGUCCUGACUUGUACGUCUAAUUCGGAUUGUGAAAUUUCAUCAAGAAAAUAGUGUUAUUAAUUUUUAAAAACAAACAUCCAACGAAUUAAUUCACGUUUCAUACCUAUCAGACAUCGUAAGGAGCAUAAUAUUUUUAGGUAUUUUUGUGAAUAUUUUUUUUUUAAAUCUAAUUAUGUGCUUUUAGAAACGCAUGUUGAUAGUCGUUGUUAACCGCCUAGUAGAGCCAGAAUUAAUAUUGACGAUUCUCAACAUUAAAUAUUAGAUUCUUUUCAUAACGUCGAUGCGACUGCAAAGGCAAUAAUUCCAAGUUUUUUUAAAAUGUUCAGGAAUGUGCUAAAGACCUCCCCUGAAUAGUGCUUGAACAUUGAGUCUAUUAUACAAGCAAUCAUCACCAGUAGCGUGGAGGGAAUAAGGCUCCGCGGGCGGCAGUGCAAGGCAUCCAAUUGAGGAAGACGGGCUUGGCGGAAAAUCAAAAAGUGAAAUUAAAAUUUUGAAAUUUGAAAUUAUCGCCGUUAAUAAUUUUCUAUGGGCUUCUCUAUACUAACCACUUGUUAUCUCCAUUUCUCACAUGCAUCGAUAACCAAACAAUGGCAGGGGGGCGGGGGAUAGAAAACUUCUGGAAGCCAUUGUUCGUCUACAAUGCAACAUUCUUGCAGUAGUAAAAGACACGCUUUCAAGAUAGAACAAAAAAUGUUCCAGAUGGUUGAGAAUGUGUCAUUUUAUGGUAUCUUCUCAUGAUGCACGACAUGUUGGCUUCCAUGGAGGAUAUACAGGGCUACUAUAACUGGACAAAUAUGUGGACAGAAGUAAGCAGAAUUGCUACAUUUUUUUUUUUUUUGCAGCCGCAUUGACAUUGAAACUUGCCCAGGAAUUAGGAUUAAGACAUUAUAAUUAAACAAAACGAACACAUAUUUAAAGAUAUAUUAUGUAAGAUUUAGAUAGAGAGCCAGUCUGAUUAAAACACAGAUCCUAUUUAGUUUCGUUUUUUAUAGUUCAAAAUUUCGUUUUACUUGUCUUUACUACACUAGGGUCUGAAAGAGUUGUUAUAUUACAGGCGUUCUGGUUGACGCGAGGGAUUAGCCAAUGAAGCGGUCUGUUAGGGCGAGUUCUUGUCAUGCGAUGCACUAAACCACUAGAAACGUCAACGCUGAUUGAUUAAUCAAUGUAUGACGUCAUAGGGUCAAAAGCCGCCCGUAAGACCCCUUACGCGACCUUCUAGUACAACCGGUCAUAUCUUCAUGUAGUGUAGGCCAUCGAAAGUAUAAAAAAACGAAACGAAACAUAGAUCUGUAUCUUAAUCAGACUGAUAUGUUCGCCUCAUUUUAACUAAAAUAUAGUCCUUUAUAAAACUUUUGUUGUUUUAAUGUAUCAAAUACAUCAAUAAGAAACUAUGUGCAAAGUUUGGGGUUUCUGGAUCAAAGAUAUUUCUCAUAAACAGUGAAUGAAGGUUGAGUAAAUUCUUAACUUAAGUCUGAGAAUGCUUCGUGAACUCGGGGCUAGAUAUUUUAUAAUUGUUUAUUUGUCGCUGGAAAAAAGGUCUCAUAUUUAAUUUUAUUUUCUUCAGGAAUACCUGUAAAUAUUUUAGAAAAAAAAACAAAUUUUAAAACAAAAAGUAAGCUACCUAUUCGUACUGCCGUUCGAAAGCUAUUCGUUCCAUUUGUUUAAUUUUUGCAAUUUUAAACAAAACCGCAUUUACGUGAUUGACGUAUCUGUUUAUUUAUCAAGACACGGAAUAACUAAAUAUUAAAGGGAUAAUAACACUCUUGCUGGCUUGACAGCUCAAGAAAAAAAAUAGCCUUAUUCAAAGUACUAGAUAUGUAAGUAUCCUACCUGUUGUGUAAAUUAUCCAUUAAAUCCUAUUUUACUUGUCCAAAGGGUUCAAAAAUAUUUUUAAAUCCAAGUCACAUUUGAAAAGCUUUACGUCAGGCUUUUCACAUCAUUUAGUUGAAUUUUUCCAAUUUUUUA